AUGAGUUACAUUGGUUCUAGGAUAAGGGGUCCACUAGCUACCCAGAUACGUUGCUAUGCAUCCACGCAAUCUAGUACUGCAUCUACAACAGCACCACCAACGUCAACAAUUUCACCACAAUCAAUCUCACUGACAUUGAUAUUAUCUCGUCUUCCCAUCAUAACUCAAGAUCUUACUUCAUUUGAAUCGCAAUUCUACAAGUACCAAUCUGAAUUAUGGAGAAGGCUUAUGUGGACAUUCCCCAAAUGGUUCUAUUUCAAGCAAGGUACCAUGGCCGAAUUAAGAUAUCGACAAAUUAACAAAAACCCCGUUAGUUAUAACCCCAAAAUGUCAUAUCCUAGAGGAAAACCAGACUUGAAGCAUUUAAGAGACCGUAGGUUUAGACAAUACAUUAGAGCUCCCAAGACAUAUAAAGAAGAAGACGAAAUUGCCAUGGGACAAGAUCAAUCUGAAUUCAAGGAGAAUGAAAUAUCGCGUAAAAUUGUUCCACCAUCACGUAUAACUGAAGCUGAUGAAAACAAUGAUACGACUUCGUUGGAGAGAAAACUAAGUAGAACGUUAUAUUUGGUUAUUAAAGAAACGAAUGCUGGGAAUAAUGCCACUUGGAAAUUGCCCAACUUUAAAGAACUGAAUGAAAACUUACAACCAUUACAUGUAUUGGCUGAAGAAGGAUUAUAUCAACUUGGUGGUAAAAAGAUCAACUACUUCAAUGUAUCGAAAGUCCCUUGUCAUCAUAAUGCAAACAAGGAGUAUUUUAUUAAAUCGCAUAUUUUGUCAGGAUCAUUUGAAGCUCAAUCUGAUUCAGUGCAACAUCAAUGGGCCACCAAGGAAGAGUUGAAGGAGUUGUUACCCAAGGAGUACUAUUCCGAUAUACUGCAUUUAUUGAGUGAGGUAUAG
Messenger RNA from Lodderomyces margitis, 897 nucleotides. Its product is annotated as mitochondrial 54S ribosomal protein mL46. Lineage: Eukaryota; Fungi; Ascomycota; Pichiomycetes; Serinales; Debaryomycetaceae. Gene Ontology annotation, cellular component: mitochondrial large ribosomal subunit. The record is from RefSeq and is a predicted model, not a curated record. Bases 1 to 897 code for a protein of 298 amino acids. The transcript has a single exon. Gene Ontology annotation, molecular function: structural constituent of ribosome.